UCCCGCGACUCAACAGCCACCUACCUCCACUUCCACGCCUCGCACCACGCCGACCUCCUCGAACGCUUCACGCAAAACGAAGACCGCCUCUCCCCCGAACCCAUCUCCCUGCCCGCCGACCUCGAGCGCGACCUCCCCAGCGAGGAAUCCAUCUUCAGCAAGAACCGCGCCCUCUUCGGCAUCCAGAUCGCCACGCAGCCGGAUAAGGAGGUCGAGUGGAGGGAUCUCGGGUUAGAUGAGCUCGUGAGGAGGGGUCCUGCGGAUAGGGGUGGGGAGGUUGGGGGA
Molecule: messenger RNA, 285 nt
Organism: Westerdykella ornata
Lineage: Eukaryota; Fungi; Ascomycota; Dothideomycetes; Pleosporales; Sporormiaceae
Exons: 1
Biological process (GO): positive regulation of mitotic metaphase/anaphase transition
Cellular component (GO): anaphase-promoting complex
Source: RefSeq, a predicted model, not a curated record